Gastrolobium bilobum is the source of this 1885-nucleotide messenger RNA. RefSeq names its product sialyltransferase-like protein 2. Bases 91 to 1539 code for a protein of 482 amino acids. The transcript has 11 exons. The record is from RefSeq and is a predicted model, not a curated record. NCBI's taxonomy places the organism in Eukaryota, Viridiplantae, Streptophyta, Magnoliopsida, Fabales, Fabaceae. Gene Ontology annotation, molecular function: sialyltransferase activity.
UUCGCAUGGAGAAGCUGCUUAUAAUAUCAGAUUCAAUCAAACCCUAAUUACUCUUGUGCUUCGAGUAGCUUCACUCGGCACCACAAUCAAAUGAGGGUUCUGCAACUGGGCUUGUUGCUUGCUUUGGCAUCUGGAUUUGUAGCAAUUUCCAUUUAUAUCACCGGACUCUCUGAUCCUUCUGUAUAUCCGAAUUAUCACCUCACAGAUGAAGACACGGAAGCGUUGCUUUCGUUGCACAACAGUUUCCAGAAGUGUGUGAGUGCAAAUGGACUUGGUCUGAAAGCAGAUAGGGGCAGCGAUUAUUGCCAUACCACAAUAAAGUUCCCCAGUGACACCAUCCCCAAAUGGAGAGAUCCCAAAACCGGGGAACUUGAAGCUUUGUCUUUUGAUUUUAAUCUAUGUGAAGCUGUGGCUACAUGGGAACAGGUGCGAAACAGUACCACUAUACUCACCAAGGAAUUCAUUGAUUCUUUACCAAAUGGAUGGGAGGAAUAUGCAUGGCGUAGGAUCAAUAAAGGAAUACUUCUCAACCGCUGUGAGAACAAGAACUUGUGCAUGGACAAACUUUCACUAGUGCUCCCUGAAACUCCACCAUACUUCCCAAGGCAGUUUGAGCGCUGUGCUGUUAUUGGUAAUUCGGGAGAUCUCUUGAAAACAAAAUUUGGGAAGGAGAUAGAUAGUUAUGAUGCUGUAAUUAGAGAAAACGGUGCUCCAACACAGAACUACACUGAUUAUGUGGGUAGGAAAAGCACGUUUCGCCUUCUAAACCGAGGAUCUGCCAAAGCACUGGAUAAAGUUGCAGAAUUAGAUGAACAAAGAAAAGAAGUCUUGAUAAUAAAAACAACAAUCCAUGACAUCAUGAGCAAAAUGAUUCGGGUAUGUUUCUUUAUCAAAAGAAACCAUCUUCUAAAAUCCUUACUUUAUAUUUGUUGUGCUGUGCCACAACUACAAUUCUAUAUGCUCACUUGCAAAGCAAUUGGCUUUUGUCUUCUGCAGGAAGUUCCUAUAAGAAAUCCUGUAUAUCUCAUGCUAGGUACAUCCUUUGGUUCAGCAGCAAAAGGAACUGGGCUUAAGGCUCUUGAAUUUGCCCUGUCUAUGUGUGAUUCGGUGGAUAUGUAUGGUUUCACUGUGGAUCCUGGUUAUAAAGAAUGGACAAGAUAUUUCUCCGAAUCACGUCAAGGCCAUACCCCGUUGCAUGGGAGAGCUUAUUAUCAGAUGAUGGAGUGCUUGGGACUUAUCAAAAUUCAUUCUCCCAUGCGAGCGGAUCCUAACCGUGUUGUCAAAUGGGUUCCAAACCAUCAUGUUAUAAGGGCUGCUAGGAUUGCAUCAGAGAAAUUAUUGAGGAGAGUUGGUGCAGGAUCUGAAGAUCCACUGGGUGCAUGUUCUAUAAUUAAGAGGCAAGUUAAAAGAAAUCUAAAUGCAGUUUCAAAGCUUAGAAAGGUGGCACUUGAUCAUAUAAGGUAUCUGAAGGGCACAACCAUGUAUCCUCUGGAGCAUAGUCCUGGACACGGAUUGCUUUGCACUGUGCCAACUGAUUGAACUGCACUGAGAUUUUACGCGAUCAGCUUGUGUUGUCGGAGAGCAUCUAACCUCCAGAUUUACAAAAUUUUCUGUUUGUUAAUCUUUGCAAAAUAUAUGUCAUUAACAGGAAAAAAAUGGCCAUGAAGCUUCCUUCUCUCCACCGAUGCGGUGGCAAAUCAACAAAAUAUUUUUAAUCUUUCUCAUUCUUUUCUUCUUUUUGUUUUAAAACUUUAUAAGGACUUGGAUAUGGUUAGGGAGGAGAUGACAGAACAGCUGGGAUAAUUUUGUGGCACCUGUACUGCUUAGUUGAACAAUAGUGAUUUGAGCUGUAAUGAAUCCAUUUUGUUUUUCUUCGAAUAAUGAA